UUCUAACAAGAAAAUUAGCAUAUUUCAUGCGUAGAUUUCUUGGUGAAAAGAUAUGGAGAAAGUUUCGUUUAAGAUUGUCAUCUUGGCUAUGCUUUUGCUUAUUCCGUGCGAAUCAAAAUUGGGAGUUGUUGAAGGGAGAUCGGUUACAAAUGGUUUUCAUGAUGUGAUUUUGAAAGCAUGUAAGGACAAAUCUGAAUGUAAAUGCACUUGGUUCUGGCAAACACCAAAAUGUAAAGAUGGAUCAUGUAAAUGUAGAUGAAAGAAUCUUUAAUGGUUUUCUUGGAGAUUGGAAGACAACAAAUGAAGAAAAUAAAUUUUAUGAUGUUCGUAAACGUUUAUUUAUAAUGAUAGAA
Lactuca virosa is the source of this 353-nucleotide messenger RNA. The record is from the annotation of a GenBank genome assembly. Lineage: Eukaryota; Viridiplantae; Streptophyta; Magnoliopsida; Asterales; Asteraceae.